Messenger RNA from Melitaea cinxia (Glanville fritillary), 1816 nucleotides. RefSeq names its product tubulin beta-1 chain-like (gene Tub1). Gene Ontology annotation, molecular function: GTPase activity; structural constituent of cytoskeleton; GTP binding. The transcript has 2 exons. Lineage: Eukaryota; Metazoa; Arthropoda; Insecta; Lepidoptera; Nymphalidae. Gene Ontology annotation, cellular component: cytoplasm; microtubule. The coding region runs from base 79 to 1422 and encodes 447 amino acids. The record is from RefSeq and is a predicted model, not a curated record. Gene Ontology annotation, biological process: mitotic cell cycle; microtubule cytoskeleton organization.
AUCUUCGAGUUGUGCUGUGCGAGAGUCACGUAUAGUGUUUAAGUAAUUUAUUAAAACAUUUUUAUAUUAUAAUACAAAAUGAGGGAAAUCGUACACAUCCAGGCCGGCCAGUGCGGUAACCAGAUCGGAGCAAAAUUCUGGGAGAUCAUCUCUGAUGAGCACGGCAUCGACCCCACCGGAGCCUACCAUGGCGACUCUGACCUCCAGUUGGAGCGCAUCAACGUUUACUACAAUGAGGCCUCCGGUGGCAAGUACGUGCCCCGCGCCAUCCUCGUCGACUUGGAACCCGGUACCAUGGACUCUGUCCGCUCGGGACCCUUCGGACAGAUCUUCCGCCCCGACAACUUCGUGUUCGGCCAGUCCGGCGCCGGCAACAACUGGGCCAAGGGACACUACACUGAAGGCGCUGAACUCGUCGACUCAGUUCUUGACGUAGUUCGCAAAGAAUCCGAAUCCUGCGAUUGUCUACAGGGCUUCCAACUCACACACUCCCUCGGUGGCGGUACCGGCUCCGGUAUGGGAACUCUUCUCAUUUCCAAAAUUCGUGAAGAGUACCCCGACAGAAUCAUGAACACAUACUCAGUCGUCCCCUCGCCCAAAGUAUCAGAUACCGUCGUCGAACCCUACAACGCGACUCUCUCAGUGCACCAGCUCGUAGAAAACACAGACGAAACCUACUGUAUCGACAACGAGGCUCUAUACGACAUCUGCUUCCGCACACUCAAACUGUCCACACCCACCUACGGAGAUCUCAACCACUUAGUAUCCCUCACAAUGUCCGGUGUCACGACUUGCCUCAGGUUCCCCGGUCAGCUCAAUGCGGAUCUUCGUAAACUGGCUGUCAACAUGGUUCCCUUCCCACGUCUCCACUUCUUUAUGCCCGGAUUCGCUCCUCUCACCUCCCGUGGCAGCAGACAAUACCGCGCGCUCACAGUGCCCGAGCUCACGCAACAAAUGUUCGACGCUAAGAACAUGAUGGCGGCGUGCGACCCGCGCCACGGCCGCUACCUCACCGUGGCUGCCAUCUUCCGAGGUCGCAUGUCCAUGAAGGAGGUCGACGAGCAGAUGCUCAACAUCCAGAACAAGAACUCGUCGUACUUCGUUGAAUGGAUCCCCAACAACGUAAAGACCGCCGUGUGCGAUAUCCCGCCCCGUGGACUCAAGAUGGCCGCCACCUUCAUCGGCAACUCCACCGCCAUCCAGGAGCUGUUCAAGCGCAUAUCCGAGCAGUUCACGGCUAUGUUCAGGCGCAAGGCUUUCUUGCACUGGUACACCGGGGAAGGAAUGGACGAGAUGGAAUUCACCGAGGCCGAGAGCAACAUGAACGAUCUGGUCUCCGAAUACCAGCAGUACCAGGAGGCGACCGCCGACGAGGACGCGGAAUUCGACGAGGAGCAGGAGCAGGAGGUUGAGGACCACUAGACGUCGUCACGUCGUCGUGUCGUCGUGUCGUCGUCGUGUCGUGACACAGUAAUUGCCAUUAUCGUUACUCGAUGUAACAUUAAUGAUUCCUAUAUUGCGUAAUGAAGACAUGCUUGCUAACUCUUAACAGAACGCACGACUUAACAAUUCCCGGUUACGACUAGUUAAUGUGAGAGCAUUUACAAUACAUUCCUUGACGCGAACGAGCCUCGUCGAGAGCAUAUCUGUAACUUCUCAAAGGCUGAUAGAUACAUAAUGUCCUAUGUAUGAAGUGUUUGGACUUCGCCAUACCAAAUUUUGAUUAUGUCGGCUUCAAUAACAGAAGUUUUUUUUACGAUUAAAAUUGUUUUCAACAAUAAUUUAAUGUAUAUAAUAAAGAUUUUUAUUUAUUAAA